AUGUCGUCGCAGACCAUGACGGCGCCAGCGGUGGGCCAUCGUCCGCCUGAUCCAGGCACCGAUACGCCCAUGUACGACUUUGGCGGCUCACAAAACGGCGCUUCACCCCCGAACGACCCUAGAAGCGACUCCGCAAUCCCCGACAUGCAUAAUUCUGCCCCAGCCUCCAGGGCCUUGCCCGACACGCCGAUUGGAAUAAAAAGAGAGUCGUUGGAUAACCAUGACUUCGCCAUGGCCGACCACGAGAAGGAUUCAAAUGCCCAAUCCGCUGCCGGCGCACUAUUGGCCCAACUCCUCGGCAAUCAAUCUGCGCCGAAUCCUUCUGCGCCAGAGCCUUUCGUCGGACAAAAGAUAGAGGAACAGGAUGGAGGAUUACACGACUCAAAUCGCCCGUCACUCGAUCUAACCGCCCAAUUCUCCACGUCCGCCGAUCCGAACUUACCACAAGACCCUACCUCGGUGUCCGCGGGUAUGCCCAACAUGUCGAACGGUGAUUUUCCGAUGACGGAUUUCCUUGCAGGACUCGGUGCAACUGCGCAGGAAGGAGGUGGCUUGGGAGAACAUCGAUUAUCAGACGCUAUGGAUUCUCUUUCCGAUCCGUUAAACUCCAAGCAUAAUAUGGACCAGCCCUCGCUCCUGCCAGCUUUUGACUUGACAGCGAAUCCGAAGAACGCUUUCGAGGCUCUUCAGCAAAAUGAGCUUUUGACGGCUGCUUACCUAUCACAAGGCGCUGAUCUUUCAGCUCUUGGUUAUCAAGAUGCAUCGGCAUCAAUUGCCGGGUCCGAGCCUCGCAUUCAGGCGUUUGCCAAGUUGGAAUUUGAUGAUGGGCAUUUCUACUGCAACACCUACUCUUUCAUCUUAGGGCGAGAUGUCCGAGCUGCACGCGCCGCCCAUCAGCGAGAAAUCCAGUACCGGCAGGCCGUGCGGAGCUCUCGAGCAAGGAGCUCAAACGCCUCGCAUACACCCAACCGCAUAAAACGGGAGGAAAGUGCUGCCAUGAUGGGCAGUGUGGUCAGUGAUCGUGGAGGUAUUAUGGGCUUUGAUCCGGACGUCCCCCCGCAUAUGCCAUCCAAUUUAAAUAUCAGCCGACGAUCAUCAAAAUCUUCUCUCGGUGAAUCGGCUAUGCCCUUGCAUGCCAAUCCCGCGCAAUUGCAGACCACUACUUCAACGGACUACAAUGCCCUUGCAAUGCAAUCCCUUGAAGAUGGAAACGGUGACCCUAAACCUGUUGAUGCCUUGGCUUUACUCCCAUCUCCUGACUCUUGUCCGACAAUUCCCAUUCACCCCCCAUCAACCAUUGACGGCAGUGCCGCAGGUCACCGUGGUAUCUCUCGUCGACAUGUCCGCAUCGCCUACAAUUUUGACCGGAGUCUCUUCGAGAUGGAGGUCAUGGGCCGCAAUGGUGCCUUUAUCGGAGCCGAUUGGUUAUCGCCAGGCCAACUCCGUCCGUUACACAGCGGAGAUUACAUCCAAAUUGGAGGCGUGCGUAUUCGAUUCCUAUUACCUGAUGUUCCUAUCGGAGAGACUGGCGCAGAUCGUUUGGAAGAACAGGCAGCAGAGGAAAAAGAAGCUCCACAGUCUGUAGAGGUUGACGCUGACGUGGAUGCCGACGUGGAUGCCGACGCGGAUGCCGAUGCCGAUGCCGAUGCCGACGCAGAACACGAGCUUGAUGAUGAGAUGGACGGUUUAAGCGAUAAUGACGAUGGCAGGGAUUCUUCCGGGUUGACUAAGAAUAUCCAUAAGACGAAAGACCAUGACUCAAAGGCGCACUCCGUUGAAUCUUCAGGAGAUCAGCCGGCCCGCCGCCGUGGGCCUGGUCGACCCCCCAAGGAUGGAAUCAUGUCCAAGCGUGAAAGAGCUGAACUUGCUCGGGAGCAGAAGAUAGCCGCUAAGCGGGAAGCCAAUGGUGGUGUCACACCACCGAUGCAGAACCGUCCACCAAUCAAGGCAGGAAAGACAAUAACAACAAAUACUACCACGCUGGAGUCUGUUGGAGUUGAAUCACCACCUUCGGCUGUCAAGCCCUCAGCAGAAAAGAGGAAGUAUAAGAAGCGGAAGCCCGAUGGCAUGGAUUAUCCUCUACCUUCCAUGGAAGGUGGUCAAUACCCUCCAGAGCAAAGGCAGGAGGAAUACGUGAAGCCUCCGCCAGUCAAGAAACGGAAACCCUCUCGGUCUCCAUCUCCAAACUAUCCCCCCGAGUCUGUCUACACGCAGGAAGAUCUUGCUAAGCCGCCUUACAAUUAUGCUGUUCUCAUCUUUGAUGCCUUGACAGAAGCCGGUACCCCAAUGACGCUCAAGCAAAUCUACCGCGCAUUGAAAUUGAAGUAUCCCUACUUCCGCUUCAAGUGCGAGACAGAGGGUUGGACUUCAAGUGUACGGCACAAUCUCAAUGGCAAUAGCCACUUGUUCAUGCACGCAGAGCGAGAUGGAGAAGAAGAGACGGCCCUCACCUCCUCCGCCGCAACCCCAACAACCACCGCCGCAAAUGUCAGCACCAGCUCCGCAGCCAUAUAUGGGACCUAUUUCUCAUUCAUAUCCUCCUCCAUCCGGUGGUCCACCUCCAGUGCAAGCUCAGCAUCACAACUUUCAAUUCCCUCCGAUGCCAUCUACCAACUUCUCUGCACCACAGCCAGCUCCUCAGCACUCUAG
Messenger RNA from Penicillium verhagenii, 2649 nucleotides. Its product is annotated as forkhead domain protein. The record is from RefSeq and is a predicted model, not a curated record. Gene Ontology annotation, cellular component: nucleus. The transcript has 2 exons. Gene Ontology annotation, molecular function: sequence-specific DNA binding; protein binding; DNA-binding transcription factor activity. NCBI's taxonomy places the organism in Eukaryota, Fungi, Ascomycota, Eurotiomycetes, Eurotiales, Aspergillaceae. Gene Ontology annotation, biological process: regulation of ribosomal protein gene transcription by RNA polymerase II. The coding region runs from base 1 to 2649 and encodes 882 amino acids.